This is a messenger RNA of Lolium perenne, 837 nucleotides long. Its product is annotated as NAC domain-containing protein 48-like. Lineage: Eukaryota; Viridiplantae; Streptophyta; Magnoliopsida; Poales; Poaceae. The record is from RefSeq and is a predicted model, not a curated record. Gene Ontology annotation, biological process: regulation of DNA-templated transcription. Gene Ontology annotation, molecular function: DNA binding.
GCCGCAUCUUGUCCUCAGCAGCAUUGACUUCAUCCCAGCGAGGGGUAGACUAGCUAGAGUAAUGGAGGAGCAGAAGAAUCUGGUUCUGUUCGCCGGCGGGGAGGAGGAGACGGAGAAGGAGAAGGAGAAGGAGAAGGUGGGGUUCGACUUCGAGCCUUCGGAGGACGAGCUGGUGCUGCACUUCCUGCGUCCGCAGCUGCGCGGGUUCGCGCCCCGGGUGCCCGGCGCCGUGGUGGAGGCGGACCCCUGCGCGGCGACGCCGUGGGAGCUGCUGGCGCGGCACGGGCUGCUCCAGCGCGGGCACGGGUACUUCUUCGCGGCGCGGAGGCGGGGCAACGCCGUGGUGCGGCGCACCCCGGCGGGCGGCGGGGGCUCGUGGAUGCACAGCGGGAACCGGGAGCACGGGCGGUCGGUGACGGCGCUGGGCGUGGUGGCGCGCUGGUCCAGGACCAGGUACGGCUUCUACGUGCUCGGCGGGGCGGAGGGGCGGCGGAGCACCGGGUGGGUGAUGACGGAGUACGAGAUCACGGACCCGCUGUGCUACCGCCGCGCGGACGAGGGCGCGGAGGACGAGUACUGGGUGCUCUGCCACGUCCGGCGGAGCUGCAGGACCAACGCCGGCAAGCCGUCCAGCCGGCGGCGCUCGCUUCUUCAGCUAGCUGCUAGCUAGCUGGGCAGGUGGGCAUCUUGCCACCGCGCGACCGGCGAGCUCGGUGAUAGAUCAGGCAAUGGAUCAAAGCCUGUUGUAGGAUUCGACCACUCCAUCUUUGACGUGUGUGUAUGUGUGGAUCGAUGGUUAAAGAAAGGAAUAAAGAAAAUACUGUGAUUAGUAAUAAA